AUAGAUGGCGAGUAAAACUAAAAUGUGGAUGUAUUCCAUGUUGGUUCACGCACGAACUCUCCAAAAUUAUUGACAUGUAAUGGUUAACAAAAAGGAACAAGUUGGCAAAUUCAAAACAGAGAAAAAAGCGAAGUACACAAUUUUAAAUUAACAAUGUUAGAGUGUCGUUAGUAAUUUUAUGUAAAACACAAACCGAAAAAUCACAUAGUAAUUUGUAGUGAUUCGAAAAUGUAGUAAUUUAAGUAUACACCAUUAUAAAUUUUAUAAAUACUAGUAUUUGUUAUUAUUGUCCUCCUGUAACCUCAAAUCUCACCCUCGAAAGAACAAAAAAAAAUAAGAGUAACUUAAAAUGGAUAACACACAAUAUGUUAUUAAUACCGUUAGAAAAGAUAUUAUUGAUAAUAACUUAAAAGUCAAAGCAAUAAUUCAAGAUAUAAAUAAUUGUCAAGGUCCUCUGUCGGUUUUGGAAGAAUUGAAUAACGCUGGAAGGCAGAAAAUUGCCUCUUUAAGAAAGCAUAUUGAACAUUUAAAUGAAUUAGUGAGUGAAUGUAAUGAUGAAGAAUUGGACAAUGAAAUUGAUACGCACCGUAAACAGUUAACUUCUACUUUAGCAGCAUUUCGUAAAGCUAACAUGAAUGCAAUGCUUACAAUCGAAAAAGCAAACUCAACUGAUUUAUUUGAUACAAAUAAAGAUGAAGACACAUCAUCAACCGUCCGUAAACGUACAGCAGCAAAUGCUGGUAAAGCUGGCCUAUUAAAAGUAAGCUCAAAUGUCACUGAUCAAUUGCUAUCAAUUAGUCGACAAUUAGCUGAUACAACACAACGUAGUGCUGAUACUCUUGAUUCAUUAGUUAGUUCGUCUUCAAGCGUACAGGGAACGAAUGACGAAUUAAUAAACACAAAGGGUACUAUAGGACAAAGUGAAAAAUUACUUGCUAAAUACGGACGUAGAGAAUUUACAGAUAAAGUUCUGUUAUUUUUUGCGUUCUCAUUUUUUCUUGCCUGCGUACUUUAUAUCGUCCAAAAAAGAUUGUUGUAAAUAAUUUAUUAAAAUAAAAAAUAUCACUUUCAAAAGCAAAAUGCAGAAAAACACGACUACAACACACAAAUAAAAACAUCAACA
This is a messenger RNA of Chrysoperla carnea, 1123 nucleotides long. It is a transcript of the gene Sec20, whose product is annotated as vesicle transport protein SEC20. Gene Ontology annotation, cellular component: SNARE complex; endoplasmic reticulum. Gene Ontology annotation, biological process: retrograde vesicle-mediated transport, Golgi to endoplasmic reticulum. The record is from RefSeq and is a predicted model, not a curated record. Bases 350 to 1039 code for a protein of 229 amino acids. Gene Ontology annotation, molecular function: SNAP receptor activity. The transcript is spliced from 4 exons. Lineage: Eukaryota; Metazoa; Arthropoda; Insecta; Neuroptera; Chrysopidae.